Molecule: messenger RNA, 1701 nt
Organism: Oncorhynchus masou masou (cherry salmon)
Lineage: Eukaryota; Metazoa; Chordata; Actinopteri; Salmoniformes; Salmonidae
Exons: 2
Coding region: 1-1701 (566 amino acids)
Source: RefSeq, a predicted model, not a curated record
AUGGCACAGCAUCCUGGACCUCUCCAUGGCUAUAACACCAGCCUGACGACACAGUAUCCUGGACCUCUCCAUGGCUAUAACACCAGCCUGAUGGCACAGCAUCCUGGACCUCUCCAUGGCUAUAACACCAGCCUGAUGGCACAGCAUCCUGGACCUCUCCAUGGCUAUAACACCAGCCUGACGGCACAGCAUCCUGGACCUCUCCAUGGCUAUAACACCAGCCUGAUGGCACAGCAUCCUGGACCUCUCCAUGGCUAUAACACCAGCCUGACGGCACAGUAUCCUGGACCUCUCCAUGGCUAUAACACCAGCCUGAUGGCACAGCAUCCUGGACCUCUCCAUGGCUAUAACACCAGCCUGAUGGCACAGCAUCCUGGACCUCUCCAUGGCUAUAACACCAGCCUGACGGCACAGUAUCCUGGACCUCUCCAUGGCUAUAACACCAGCCUGAUGGCACAGCAUCCUGGACCUCUCCAUGGCUAUAACACCAGCCUGACAGCACAGUAUCCUGGACCUCUCCAUGGCUAUAACACCAGCCUGACUGCACAGUAUCCUGGACCUCUCCAUGGCUAUAACACCAGCCUGACGGCACAGCAUCCUGGACCUCUCCAUGGCUAUAACACCAGCCUGACGGCACAGAAUCCUGGACCUCUCCAUGGCUAUAACACCAGCCUGAUGGCACAGCAUCCUGGACCUCUCCAUGGCUAUAACACCAGCCUGAUGGCACAGCAUCCUGGACCUCUCCAUGGCUAUAACACCAGCCUGACGGCACAGUAUCCUGGACCUCUCCAUGGCUAUAACACCAGCCUGAUGGCACAGCAUCCUGGACCUCUCCAUGGCUAUAACACCAGCCUGACAGCACAGUAUCCUGGACCUCUCCAUGGCUAUAACACCAGCCUGACUGCACAGUAUCCUGGACCUCUCCAUGGCUAUAACACCAGCCUGACGGCACAGCAUCCUGGACCUCUCCAUGGCUAUAACACCAGCCUGACGGCACAGUAUCCUGGACCUCUCCAUGGCUAUAACACCAGCCUGAUGGCACAGCAUCCUGGACCUCUCCAUGGCUAUAACACCAGCCUGAUGGCACAGCAUCCUGGACCUCUCCAUGGCUAUAACACCAGCCUGACGGUUCAGUAUCAGCUGCCUGCAAUAAUCAUCACCUCUGCUUCCCCCUGUACCCCAACUCCCCUGUCCCCCAACCCCCCUGUACCCCAACUCCCCUGUCCCCCAACCCCCCUGUCCCCCAACUCCCCAGUCCCCCAACCCUCUGUCUCCAAACUCCCCUGUCUCCAAACUCCCCUGUCCCCCAACCCCCUGUACCCCAACUCCCCUGUCCCCCAACCCCCUUUCCCCCAACCCCCUGUCCCCCAACUCCCCUGUCCCCCAACUCCCCUGUCCCCCAACUCCCCUGUCUCACAACCCCCAGGUCCUGCAACCCCCCUGUCUCCAAACUCCCUGUCUCACAACCCCCAGGUCCUGCAACCCCCUGUCUCCCAACUCCCCUGUCCCCCAACUCCCCUGUCCCCCAACCCCCUAGGCCUCACAACCCCCCUGUCCCUCAACUCGCCAAGCCCCCAGGCUGCCCAACCCCCCAACACAUCAGGCUCCCUGUUCCCCAACGCCCUAGGCUCCCCAACUUCCCAGGUGCCCCAACUCCCCAGGUCCCCCAACUCCCCAGGUCCCCCAACUCCCCAGCCCUAA